Messenger RNA from Passer domesticus (house sparrow), 3514 nucleotides. RefSeq names its product Gfo/Idh/MocA-like oxidoreductase domain containing 2 (gene GFOD2). Gene Ontology annotation, biological process: extracellular matrix organization. The record is from RefSeq and is a predicted model, not a curated record. Gene Ontology annotation, molecular function: nucleotide binding. The coding region runs from base 975 to 2132 and encodes 385 amino acids. Lineage: Eukaryota; Metazoa; Chordata; Aves; Passeriformes; Passeridae. Gene Ontology annotation, cellular component: extracellular matrix. The transcript is spliced from 3 exons.
GGCGAGGUCAGCCGUGCCCCGUCCAGCCCUGCGAGGAGCCCGCACACGAGGAGCCCUGCCCGAGCCCCGCCGGGCGCACGGAGCCCCGCGGGCCGGGCCGGGCCGGGCCGGGCCGGCGGCAUCCCCGGCUGCCGCGGCCGUGCCGCGGGCCCUGCACCAAGGCCGCUCUGCUUCCCGGGAUUGCCCAGCUGCUCUGUCUCCGGCACGGUCCUCGCUGCCGCCUUGGAGCUCGGGCGGCACCUGUGGGAAGUGCCGUGCCUGGAGCAGGAAGGACAGAGGGACAGAGAGCUGCGCUGGGCUCGUCUCGAGGUGUGGUGGGAGUUCCUGCAGGCUGUGCGCUCCUGGCUUAUCGCACAGCCCGCUGGCACUGAGUCAGGAGCGCGUUUAGAAAGGAAAGCACGUCAGUUUUGACAUCAACACGUGAACCAUUCCAUACACAGCCUCAAGUGUGUUCGUGCCAGAGGGCAGAAGUGUUUGCUGCUGUGCUCCUCCACCACGUACCUUAUCUUUCUUGGAACCCAAAAGGAACUUUUUAGGAUAAGUUGGAGACAUGUGAAAAGCUUUAUGCAGAGCCAGUGCUACCCUGGCCAGCACCUUUCUGAACAUGGGCUGUUAUUUUCACUACCUUUGGCCAUCUGUAAUGGUCCACAGCAGUUUCUGAGCCCUGUGAUCCUUGACUGUACUGUCUGGUUUUUGAGACUUCUGCCUUUGGAGCUCCCAGACUGCUUCAACAUGGAAUUGAACGGGAUGCUGUAGGAACCAAGAGGUUUUUCAUUGCACUGGGUCACAAACUUCUUGUUGCUAUGUGUACCAAUGGAAUCAAAAGGCUCCUUUCUAUGACCAGGAUGGGACUUCAAACUCACUGUGAAAUUCAGCAAAAAUGAAGGAGCUGUGGAUGGAACACCGAGCUGAGGAGCCGAAGAUUUUACUGAAGGUCUGUGUGUAGACCCUGAUGCUCGAUGAAUGAAUGAAGAAUGAAAAUGCUCCCUGGAGUGGGUGUGUUUGGAACUGGUAGUGCUGCCCGGGUCCUGGUACCCUUGCUGAGGGCAGAAGGCUUCUCCAUUGAAGCUCUUUGGGGGAAGACUGAAGAGGAAGCCAAGCAGCUGGCAGAGGAAAUGAACAUCUCCUUCUACACCAGUCGGACUGACGAUGUCCUGCUGCAUCAGGACGUGGAUUUGGUUUGCAUCAACAUCCCUCCACCCCUGACUCGGCAAAUUGCUGUGAAGGCUCUAGGAAUAGGGAAGAACGUGCUGUGUGAGAAAGCUGCUACCUCUGUGGAUGCCUUCAGGAUGGUCACAGCUGCCAGGUAUUACCCCAAGCUGAUGAGCAUCGUUGGCAACGUGCUGCGUUUCCUGCCCGCCUUCGUGAAGAUGAAGCAGCUGAUCGAGGAGCGCUACGUGGGCAACGUCAUCAUCUGCGACGUGCGAGUCUACGGGGGCAGCCUGCUCAGCCACAAGUACAACUGGAUCUGCGACGAGCUCAUGGGAGGGGGUGGCCUGCACACCAUGGGCACCUACAUCAUCGACCUGCUGACUCACCUCACCAGCAGGAGAGCUGAGAAGGUCCACGGCCUGCUCAAGACUUUUGUGAAGCAGAACACGGCCAUCAGCGGGAUCCGCCACGUCACCAGCGACGACUUCUGCGUUUUCCAGAUGCUGAUGAGCGACGGCGUCUGUUGCACUGUGACUCUCAACUUCAACAUGCCCGGCUCCUUCAUCCACGAGGUCAUGGUCGUGGGCUCUGCCGGCCGCCUCAUCGCUCGUGGGACAGACCUGUACGGGCAGAAGAACACCGCGCUCCAGGAGGAGCUGCUGUUUACAGACUCUCUGCCUGUCAACAAGGGCCUGUUGGAUAAGGGCUUCAAGGACAUCCCGCUGCUCUACCUGAAAGGAAUGGUGUACAUGGUGCAAGCCCUGCGGCAGUCUUUCCAGGACCAGGAAGACCGUCGGACGUGGGAUCAUAAACCUGUGUCCAUGGCAGCCUCUUUUGAGGAUGGCCUGUACAUGCAGAGUGUGGUAGAGGCCAUCAAGAAAUCCAGUAGGUCAGGUGAGUGGGAGACUGUGGAGGUGAUGACUGAGGAGCCAGAUGCCAACCAAAACCUCUGUGAGGCACUUCAAAGAAAUAACUUAUGAACAUUCCUACCUUGGAAAAUACUACUUCUGGCUGUAAUGUAAAAAAAACCCAGUUUUUAAGAUAUGUAGAUUCUUAUUUAAUAGCCUGAGUUUCUUGGUUUUUUUAAACAUGUAAAAUAUGUUCUCAUAGGAACAGUUCUGGUUUAAAUUGUUUGAAGAGUUUUAAAUGUUUCUGUUUUUUGCAAACGUUUAAUUUUUGUCUUGGAGACUGGUAGGAAAACUUGAAUUGCCCUUUGCACUUGCAGUAGCUGAAGUGAAUUGUGGGAUCUCUGCCACUGCAUGGCUUGGAAAUGGGACACAACCUCUGUUGCACAGGUUGCUGAUUUAACCAUGAGAGCAUGUAGAGCAAGAUCAGGGAGUAUCUGUUGUUCAGAUGCCUUUUUCCUCUCUCUUGGGAGACUGAUUUAUGUUUUAAUCCUCAGUUUGUAAAAUUUUAGAAAAAAAGUUCUGUGAUAUAACAAGUCUCUGAACUCCUACAGGACAAAAAGUAGAAGGAAUGGAUUAAAGUUAGUAACAUAAGGAUCAGCCUUUUGGCUUCCUGUGUGUGGUAAAUGUCUUUCAAAUUCAUUCAAACUGAUGUUUUAUUUAAAUGAUACUAUAAUUCUCUGUUGUUGGUGUCUUGGCAGGAAAAUAUUCAGGAAGUCUGUGAUGCAUUGAGCUAUUCUUCCAUAUCUGUAGACAUUAUUCCUUCUAUUCAAGAGGCUGCCUGCAUCCAGCAGCUGUUUUUCCAUAAGCUCUGUGCUUAUGUCAGUUGUGUUUACUGCCUGGCAGCACCAGUGGCGUGCCUGUGGGGCCACAUUCUCAUUUCUGUGACUGUUACUAAAUAAAUGAUAAAUGCCUCCCCGGGUCACGGGAUUGCCACAGUGUGGUGGGUAACAGAGUAGUGCAGCAUGAACCUUUCAGGCACCUGAAAGUGGAAGGAAGGAGGUAUUUCCUACCUCUUGCAGCUCUCUUAAUGUGCUGGCUGGGUAACUGUCACACUACACACAUCCUGAUAGUUGAGAGAACAGGGACUGAACUGCCAUGGUAAAUGUGCUCUUGAUCUCAAACACUAGCUAUGAGCCCUCUGGUCCAGCCCAUCUUCACACCCUCCUGCAGCUGGUGUCCAGUGGAGAGAUUUGUUGGCAGAUGAUGGGGUGGAAGUUCAUUCCCUUUGAGAAAUGUUUCUCUCCGAGGCAGGUAUGUGGAAAGGAUAGUUUAAUUUUACUACAUUUGUUUUGUGUACUUGAAAGCUUUUUUUUAAAUGUAUUUCCCACUAAAUUGUAACCCUGUGUAUUUAUGUAUAUUAACAUGCACGCUGCUGUUCCAUAAGCUGGACCUUCCUGAGAAGUAUCAUGUUUUCUACAGAAAUAAAAAGCUGUGUUUGUUGAGGGAAUUCUCUA